This is a messenger RNA of Dioszegia hungarica, 3264 nucleotides long. RefSeq names its product WD40-repeat-containing domain protein. The transcript has 8 exons. The record is from RefSeq and is a predicted model, not a curated record. Gene Ontology annotation, molecular function: protein binding; RNA binding. Gene Ontology annotation, biological process: positive regulation of transcription by RNA polymerase I; positive regulation of rRNA processing. The coding region runs from base 1 to 3264 and encodes 1087 amino acids. Gene Ontology annotation, cellular component: nucleolus. NCBI's taxonomy places the organism in Eukaryota, Fungi, Basidiomycota, Tremellomycetes, Tremellales, Bulleribasidiaceae.
AUGGACACGCCCGCCCUCCCUCUUCCUCCAGCACUCGUCAAGAGAGUCCGCAGCCAGCCUGCCGUAGCAAGAGACCAGAAUGCCGAAGCGGGCUCUAGCAAGCAGCCGCUCAUGACGGUCGAAGAGGCAGCCGCAAAGAUUGCUAGGAAAGAGCAGAAGAAGCGGAGACGAGAACAGAAGGCCCUUGCUAUCGCGGCUGUAGUCCCGAAUGGUGUGGAGACCACUACAGUCCCAAAUGGCGAGCCGAGCGAGGCAAAAGAAGCAAGAGCUGGUAGGCGGAGGAGGGAUAAGGGCAAGGCCAAAGCGGGAGAUGCCGCAGGCGGAGGGGGGGAAUGGCAGUGCCUGCCCCUCGCGCAGAGCCAGGUAUCGAAGAUACCUCCUAUCUGGACCAGGGACGGACGGUUUUAUGUGACCGCCGAAAACACCUCAAUCCACGUCCAUUCCGCUUCCCCGCCAUACGCCCGGAAAUCCACCCUGGCCGCCUCCGUCAAGCCCCAUAAGGCACCCAUCACCGCGCUCCUCCUCUCACCUCUGAGCCCCGCGCACGUCGUCUCUGCGAGCGAAGAUGGCAGUGUCAAGAUCUGGGACCUCGAAUCGGGGGACGUCGUCCAGACGAUCCAUGUCAUCGAGGGCAAGGUACUGCAGAUGUGUAUCGGACAGGUAGCGGGCAGGUGGGAGGUGUUUGUGACUGUGUGUCUUGCGCGUGCAGGGAAGAAGUCCGCCUCUUAUCGCAUCUUCCGAUUCCCAUACCCCACCUCGUCAUCCUCCACACCCCAAGCCCUAAUAUUCAACAAGCUCGGCGCGGCCCCCACCGCCCUCUUCAUCUCCCCUUCUUCCCUCUACCUCGUCGCCCUCGCCGCCAACAAGGCCUACACCUUCCUCCUCCCCCUCCCCGGCUCCUCCCCAUCUCCCGACUGGAAAGCCCAGCUCGUCAAAUUUGUAACUGAUCAGCCGCUCACAUGCGGCACUUUCGCCCCGCUCGACAAGCUCAAACCCAAGGCCGAAGACUGGUUCGCUACAGGCGACGAAAAGGGUGUUAUCCGUCUCUGGCACGGUCUGGGCCAGGCGUUCCGGUUACUCGGGGCGUCAGGACAAUCCAAGGACGGCGCGGAGGUGGAGAAACGACUCCCGACCACGUCGUUGCAUUGGCAUGCGCACGCGGUGGCUGCGCUCGCGUUCACGCCGAGCGGAAGCCAGUUGCUUUCGGUCGGUGAGGAGAGCGUGCUGGUGCAGUGGCAUCUGGCGUCAGGGAAGAGGGAGUAUAUUCCGAGAUUGGGUGGGAAGCCGAUUCUGAGCUUGGCGAUCAAGCAGGCGGCGGUAAAGGGACAGGAAGAGGAGUGGUGGAUGGCUUUUGCGGAUGGUGCGGUGCAGAAGGUCGGAGCGGGGAGUGGUCGGAUUGAGGGUGUAGGACAAGGAGUCAAGAUUGACCCUCUACGCCAGACCGACGCCACUACGCCCUACCCCCUCACUCUCCACCCGAGCACCUCGGCCCUCGUCCUCCCCUCUUCCAACCCCGGCACCCUACAAUUCGUCAACCCCGCCCAGACGUCCCUGCUCUUCGACCUCGAAGUGGCCCCCUCUAAUCGCGUAUCCAGAAGAGACGAUAAACACCUCGUACCCGUCGCGGUCGAGCAUGUCGCUUUCUCCGACGCUGUCAAGGGACAGUGUGAGUGGAUGGCCACUGUAGAGGGGAGAAAGGGGGACGAGUGGGAAGGUGGGGGCGAAGUGAGAAACCUAAAGAUUUGGCGCUGGGAUGGGCAGAGGUAUCUCGUCAAUACGCAGUUCCCACGUCCGCACGGUAUCACCGAGAUCUCGUCGCUCGCAUUCUCCCCGCUCAAUACCCCUACCUCGCCGGCGUUGCCUUACCUCCUCUCGACGGCGAUCGAUGGGACGGCGAAAUUGUGGCAAGUCCGUCAGUCUAAAAAGAGCGAGCACGGCAAAAAUGCAUCGAAACGACCAGCCUCAUACGAUCUCUUCUGGUCAUCCCGCUCAAGCUGGACAUACCGCUCCCUCCCCAUCCUCUCCGCGUCCUUUUCACCCGACUCCACACUCAUCGCACUCGCGCAUGGCGCCUCGGGCGUCCUCAGUCUCUGGGAUACCGAAAGCAACGUGCUCCUCCGUGCGCUUGAUGCGGGGGGCAGUCUGAAGUGCCUGAACCAUGUGGUGUUUGCGGGCGAGAGUGGGCGGUGGGUCGUAGGUGCGGGACAGGGGGGUGUUGUUAGCUGGGACUUGCUGUCGUGCGAGAAAACCACAUCCGUCUCUUCCCAAAACAUCACCUCUCUCCUUCCCCUCCCUCAUUCCAAUUCCUUCCUUACUGCCCAGACGAUCUCCCAUUCCACCAUCAUCUCCAUCUACACCCCGACUUCCUCUACGCCUUUACGUAGUGUCACUGUCCCGCACGCCCUCCGAACGCUUCUGUACCUCCCUUCUUCCCGCCAGGCUCAGGCCUCCUCGGCCGCAGCUGGGUCCCAUCUCAAUUUUGCGGCCCUCACCCUCACCGGCGACUUGCUGCGUCUGGGCGACGAUACUUCCUCCGCACCUAUCUCGUCUACACUCGCGCUCGCGCCUGAAGAGGACGACAAGGGCAAGGGGAAGCUGUCGAUCUGGCAAGAGAUGUUUGGGGAACAGGCGUUCCUUGCUCCAACGUCGACUUCAGCCACAGAAGCCGGACCGUCGACACUCCCCCUGCCCGAUCGCAAAGCCCAAGCAACGGGCCGGAAGGGCGCAGUGGCGGUAUAUGACGGACCGAGCCAUACGCUUCCUCCAGCCCAUCUACUGUUUGACGGGUUCAUGCAGGCCAUCCUGGACGCUGGGUCGUACGCUGCCCAGGCGGUGGCUGGGGAGGGCGAUGGGGGAGGAGAGGGAGGGGACAAGGUGUUGUAUGAGAUGGAAGAGGAGGCGGGGGCUGGUGGUUUGGAGGGGAGGGUGCAGGAGAGGGAGGUGGGUGUGGAUGAAGUGAAGGAGUUGGAGGUGUUUUUUUCGGGGCUGUUGGCGGAGAAGAGUAAGGGGAAGGGGAGGGCGGUAGUGAACGGGGCCAAUGGUCAUCCGGAGGAGGAGGAGGAGGAAGAGGAGAUGGAAGUGGAAGUGGAAGAACCCGAGGAGAGACCGGCAGUUGUGUCCAAGGUGAAUGGAAGUACGCCGAGGAAGGUCAAUGGUGCGGCUAGGAUGACGGAGGAAGAGGAAGAUAGGGUGGUUUCACAUGCGGAACAAGGGGCGUCGGGGAAGAAGGGGAAGAAGAGGCGGGCACCGAAGGAUCUGGACUGA